UUAUUUUAAAUAUUUAUUUGUUUACUAUACACAUAUAAACAGUUCAUUUGUGUUUUUAUAAUUGUUAUAUAAACUUAACCUAUAACUUUCACGAUAUUUCCACGAGUUUUUCUAUAUAUUUAUUAAAUAUUCAUUAAAUGUCCGAUAGAUUUUAUUGAUUCCAAAAAAGUGUGUUAAAUAUAAUAUAAAAAUGCCAAGAAUGAAGACUUUGAAAAGACCAGUUUCUAAUAAAAGCCUACCGAAAGAAUCAACACCAGCAAAAAGACGACGAGCAUUAUCCAAAACUGAAAAUAACGAUGUGAAUCACAAAACGGAAAGUGAAACGUCUGAAGUGACUUUAUUACCCAUUCCUAGCGUCCAAUCUGGUGUGAUACUUUCUUUUGGUUCUGGGGAUGUUGGACAGCUAGGAUUGGGUGAAGAUGUUAUGGAAAAAUUACGACCGGCUCUUAUUCCAAACGUAGAAGAUGUAAUACAAAUCGAAGCCGGUGGAAUGCAUACUGUUUGCUUGAAAAACAAUGGCGAGGUUUUAUCUUGGGGAUGUAAUGAUGAAGGUGCACUUGGUAGGCAAGGACCUGAAGCAGAGCCAGGUAAAGUUAAUUUACCCGAACAAGCGGUAAUGAUUUCAGCAGGCGAUUCCCAUUCAGCCGCUUUGUUACAAGACGGCCGAGUAUUUGCUUGGGGUAGUUUUCGAGAUGCUAGUGGAAAUAUGGGUCUAGUAAAGGUGGGAACAAUCGAAAAAACCCCUAUCGAAGUUUUACCGGAUAUCUUUUCAAUGAAAAUUGCAUCUGGAGCAGAUCACUUGGUAAUUUUAACAAAAAAAGGUCAGAUAUAUACCUUAGGUUGUGGUCAACAAGGGCAAUUAGGCCGAUUAGCAAAUCGAGAAACGAGUCGUGAAAGGCGCCAAGGAAUAGCUUCAUCUCUUCAUCCAGGUGUUGUACAAUUUAAACAUAAAGAAGUGUUUACGGACAUUUGGGCAGGCACAUAUGGUACAUUUGUAAAAAAUAAGGACAAAGAAGUUUGGGUAUUUGGAUUAAAUAAUUAUCAUCAAAUAGGUUUACCAAUCCUUGAACCAUACUUCCGCCCCAUGAAAAGUACAGUAUUUGGUAAUGAAGAAUGGAUAAAAAUUUGCAGUGGUUUACAUCAUACAUUAGCAUUGAAUUCCGAUGGUAAAAUAUUUGCAUUAGGUAGAAAAGAAUAUGGUCGUUUAGGUUUAGGUGAAAAUUGUGAAGAUGCUAAAGAAUUAACACCCAUUCCAAAGCUAGAAUCCAAGAAAGUAGUUGAUAUUGCUUGUGGUUCAACAACAUCUUUUGCUGUUUUGGAUAACGGUGAAGUUUAUUCGUGGGGAAUGGGUACUGGAGGCGCAUUAGGAACGGGCGACGAAGAGGAUGUUUAUGAACCACAAUUAAUAAAGGGAAAACAAUUGUUGAAUCGUUUAGUUUAUAAAGUAACAAGUGGCGGUCAACAUACGGUUAUUUUAGCAAGUACAACACAAAAUAAUAAUAUAGAACCCGGAAAUUAAACAGAUUAGUGUUUAAAUAGUUUUUCUUUUUCGAAAUUAAUCUUAAGGAAUACACAAACAAUUUUCUAUUUUUUUUUAAGUAAAAAUAAUUGAUAUUGUGUACAAAACAUCUUAUACACCAAAAGAUUCAAUUUAGUGUCUUAUAACGUUACAAAAAAUAUAAUUUAUAAAAAUGUGUUGUCUAA
Messenger RNA from Chrysoperla carnea, 1704 nucleotides. It is a transcript of the gene Rcc1, whose product is annotated as regulator of chromosome condensation. Gene Ontology annotation, cellular component: cytoplasm. Bases 191 to 1519 code for a protein of 442 amino acids. NCBI's taxonomy places the organism in Eukaryota, Metazoa, Arthropoda, Insecta, Neuroptera, Chrysopidae. The record is from RefSeq and is a predicted model, not a curated record. Gene Ontology annotation, molecular function: guanyl-nucleotide exchange factor activity. The transcript has 5 exons.